This is a messenger RNA of Xyrauchen texanus (razorback sucker), 7612 nucleotides long. It is a transcript of the gene znf532, whose product is annotated as zinc finger protein 532. The record is from RefSeq and is a predicted model, not a curated record. Bases 299 to 4174 code for a protein of 1291 amino acids. The transcript has 9 exons. NCBI's taxonomy places the organism in Eukaryota, Metazoa, Chordata, Actinopteri, Cypriniformes, Catostomidae.
GAUACAUGGUUGCCCAGAGCUGGAGGAUUAGGGGCAACCAGCUGAUUUUAACUGAAAGAUCUGUUUUUCCCCCUUUCUUACUCAUUUUGUGGGAAAAAACACAAAGGAAGAAGCAGGGACACUGGAUAGAAGAGAGGAACAGGGACCAUGGAGAGUGUAAGAGUGAGAGAGAGAGAGGGUGAGAGAGGGAGAGGAGAAGGGAGGCAGAGUAGGAAAUAGAAGCAGUCCAGUGCUGCAGAAUGGGGUAAAACCAAGAGGCACAAUCAAACAGAGGUUUUGCCCUCAUUCUCCUAAAACCAUGGGUGACAUGAAAACCCCAGACUUUGAUGACCUGCUUGCGGCCUUUGAUAUUCCUGAUAUGGUCGAUCCCAAGGCUGCUAUUGAGUCUGGCCAUGAUGACCAUGAGGGACAGAUCAAACACAGUGUCCAUCAUGAAGAGGACUCCCAUGUCUCCUCUGGUCCAGAUGUUGGGGUUAGUGUCAUAGUUAAGAAUGUCAGAAAUUUUGAUGCCAGUGAACAUGCACUUUCAGAAAAGAAUGUCCACCCCACUGUCAGAAAUGGAGUGCACAAUGGUUCCUUGCCCAUGUCACCCAAUAACAGAUACAAAAAAGAGAGCGACAAGCUCCAAAAAAGUGAAAUUCAUGGGAUGGCAGGAAAUAUUGCAACAUUCAACCAGUUUAGUCCCAUCUCUAGUGCUGAGGAGUUUGACGAUGAUGACAAGAUCGAAGUAGAUGACCCCGCAGACCAACAAAUUAAGUUACCUUUUAUACCGAACCCUUUAAGUGGUCUAAGAUCGAAGCAUGAAGAGCACUCCAAGCCUGUAAUGGCAGAUGGUCCAUCAAAGCCUAAAGCGAAUGGCAACCACAAUCAUUUGAAAGUUGAAAAUAUUAAUCCCAAUGGUCACUCAAAUGUACAUGACUCUCAAAAACUAAGAAAAACUGAGGAGCAGCCCAAAGAAUUAUCCAGGUCCCAAGACGCUAAAGAGCAAAGAGAACACGUUAUUGGGUUGAGCACAACCAACCUUUCCCAAUCCAAGGCCAAAUCAUCUUCAAAACUCUCAUCCUGUAUUGCUGCAAUUGCUGCUCUCAGUGCGAAGAAAGCUAGCAUAAAAGCAACAUUUCCAAAGACCCUUUCCACACCUCAAGAUUCACCCAGAGAAGCUAAAGAGAUCCCCAAAGUUACAGAGAAACUUCCAGAACAGGAGUCAUCUCUGGAGCUUCCCAAGAAGGUGCUCUCAAAACAGCCAGAGAGCCCUUGCAGUAUUACAAGUGAAAGCAGCAGCAAAGGGUCUCCUUCAUCUCCAGCGGGAUCCAUCCCAGUCAUUCCCAAAGUCCGCAUAAAAACCAUCAAGACUUCUUCAGGACAGAUCAAGAGGACAGUGACCAGAGUGCUGCCAGAGUUUGAUCCUGAAGGCUUGAGGAAAGGUAUCGAUUCUCCAUCAAAUUUUGUUUCAUCACUGCUGUCCUCAUCAACCUUGCCUUCAGUCUUCUCAACUUCCACCAGAACAGCUGUACCCACCACCGUAGUAGCAACUUCUGCUGGCUCUGCUAUUGAGGUAACGAAACAAAUGACCAUUAAGCCGUUGGCCACUGCCUUCUUACCUGUCUCAGCUGUUAAGACGGCAGGCUCCCAGGUAAUUAACUUGAAACUUUCCAAUAAUACAACUGUGAAAGCCACAGUCAUACCGGCGGCAUCCGUUCAGAGUGCUAGCAGUGCCAUCCUCAAAGCUGCUAAUGCCAUUCAGCAACAAACUGUCAUGGUGCCUGCUUCCAGCCUAACAAGCCUAACCAACACCAAACUUGUGCCAAAGACUGUUCACCUCACCAACUUGAAUCUUCUGCCCCAGAAUGCAUCAACAGCCGAGCUCCACCAGGUACUGACCAAGACCCAGCAACCCAUCAAGAAAGCCCUGUUGGCCCAAAAACAACAGAAGAAAGUGUCCCGUGUCCAGGUUUUAACCAGCUCCCAGAGCUCUGUGGUAGAGGCCUUCAACAAAGUUUUAAGUGGCAUUAACCCUGUGCCAGUUUAUGUACCCAACCUCAGCCCUCCCACUUCAGCAUGUAUAUCUUUACCGCCCCGUGGAUACAAAUGCUUGGAAUGUGGUGAUUCUUUUGCCUUGGAAAAAAGCCUCACUCAGCAUUACGACCGUAGAAGUGUCCGCAUUGAGGUCACUUGCAACCACUGUGUCAAGAAUCUGGCCUUCUACAACAAGUGCAGCCUUUUGUCUCAUGCCAGAAGCCACAAAGACAAAGGGGUAGUCAUGCAGUGUUCACAUCUCAUCUUGAAGCCAAUUCCAGUUGACCAGAUGAUCCUUGCACCAUCAGCCAUCUCCAGUUCCCCCACCAUAUUAACUAACCUUGGAUUAUCAAUGGGGGGUAGUCAAGGGAAGGGAAACCCAAACUCUGUGAUCUCUGCCCCCUCUACGGCUCCUGUUGUGGCUGCCAUGCCCUUGGACAAGGACACCUCCAAAGUUUGCAGAUUGAGUUUAAAGUGCUUAGAAUGUAGUGAGACAUUUCAGGAAGAGUCAUCUCUUGCAAUGCACUACCAGCAGGCUGCUGAGUCAGGUGGACAGAAAACCUGCACCAUUUGCCAAAUGCUACUGCCAAACCAAUGCAGUUUUGCCUCCCAUCAACGGAUCCAUCAGCACAAGUCUCCAUAUAUCUGCCCUGAGUGUGGAGCUAUCUGUCGAUCUGUCCAUUUUCUGUCCCAUGUGACUAAGAACUGCCUGCACUACACACGCCAAGUUGGCUACCGCUGUGUACACUGUUGUGUCAUCUUUGCUGACGUUACCGCCCUCAAGUCACACAUUCAGGGAUCCCACUGUGAAAUCUUCUACAAAUGCCCCAUCUGUCCUAUGGCUUUCAAAUCUGCCCCGGGUACACAUUCCCAUGCUUACACCCAGCACCCAGGAGUUAAAAUUGGAGAGCCCAAGUUGAUCUACAAGUGUUCCAUGUGUGACACUGUUUUUACCCAACAGACGUUGCUAUACACGCACUUCGACCAGCACAUAUCUAGUCAGAAAGUGUCAGUCUUCAAGUGUCCCGACUGUUCCAUGCACUAUGCCCAAAAGCAGUUAAUGUUGGAUCAUAUUAAAGUAAGAGAAGGCACUUUAAAGACCAUCAAGGGUUCUCCUAACCUGGGCAUCAAUCUUCCGCUCAGCUCCAAACCUACUAAUUCAAUAAGCCCCAGCCCCAACAUCAAGGAAGGUGACUCUGUCAUCAGCCUGGAGAAGGGAGAGAAGAAGCCAUCAUCCCUGACAAAGAAGAACACCAAUGGGACAGACAUUCCCAAAAAAGUACAAUCUUCCACUUCCUGUCCUGGCUGGACCUGCAGGGAGUGUGACCGGCUGUUUACACAGAGAGAAGUCUUCGUCUCGCACAUGAAAAGAGAGCAUGGGAAGCAACUGAAAAAGCACCCUUGUCGACAGUGUGAUAAGUCCUUUAGUUCCUCACACAGUUUAUGCAGACACAACAGAAUCAAACACAAGGGCCUGCAGAAGGUCUACUCAUGCCAACACUGUCCAGAACCCAGUCGCACGUUUGCCAGAAGAUUGCUGCUUGAGAAACACAUUCAGCUGAUACACGGCAUCAAAGACUCAAAGGCCAAGAUUCCAGCAGAUUCCAGCAAAACGGAGGACACUGCGGGCAAAGAGCAGGUACCCAGUCCUAAACGCAAGCUCAACUCUGAUGAUGAGGAUGCCGUGGGAGAAGAUGAAUUGAAGGAGGACGGAAAGGGCGAAUCUCCCGUUCAGCAGCCCAAGAGCUCUUCUGCACAACCUCUAAAAAAGCUCAAGAUAAAUGUUUUCAAGACACACAAAUGCGCAAUGUGCAGCUUUACCACCGAGGACAUUGUGCGAUUCCAUGAACACAUUCCACAGCACAAAACUGACGUCUCGUCUUAUCAAUGCCGCGAGUGUGGCCUGUGCUACACCUCGCAUCACUCUCUCGCCCGACACCUGUUCAUCGUUCACAAGUUGAAGGAGCCGCAAGGACUCGGGCGUCACAAUGGGCAGCAAGAGAACACUCCACACACUGAGGCUAAUGAUGGUAUCCCGGAUACGACAUGUAAAGUAUGUUCUAAAACUUUUGAAACGGAGGGAGCCUUAAACACACACAUGCGGACACACGGAAUGGCCUUCAUCAAGUCCAAACGACUGAGCACAGCUGAGAAGUGAGAGAGAGGUAGUGCCCCCUUGUGGGUGCAUUGCAAAUAUAUAUAUAUAUAUAUAUAUAUAUAUAUAUAUAUAUAUAUAUAUUUGUUUUCUUUAUUUUGUCUUGUUUUCCAGCAAAAACAUGUAAACAGCAUCAAUGGUAUAAUAAGACUUGUUUUCAGACUAUAUAUUUUGAAUUAAUUUUAUUUUUCAUUCCCCAUUUGCAAAUUGUUUAAACCUCACUCUAUUCACCUUAGCACGCAACCAUCUUACGAAUUUUGUCUUUGAUCUACCGGUCUAGCGUUAUAUACACAGAUAUCUAUGGUGUUGAUGUCACUGUGUAAUUACCAAUCGAAGUGAAUUUAUAGGUUAUAGAAUUGUCAAAAGCUAUCAUGAGUAUUAUAAAGUGUUCAGGGGAUGACAUAUCAACAGGAAGCAGAGGAGGAGAUUUUAAAACAAGAGUAUUUAAUUCAUAAAUAAAGAGCCUACCUUCACACUGUGGAUGUACUGAUCAAUUAGUCAUUACAAAUAUCUCUGUACGACACCUCUGACCAGGGAUUGACUGGUUAUCUGGCAUACCGGGCCUUUUCCUGGUGGGCCGAUGCACUUUGAGGCCGAUCAGGGGCAGACUGGCCACCGGCAGAACCAAGCAGGCCGGUGGGUCGACCGCGAAAUGGGCCGAUUGGGCCGCGAUAAGCUAAAAUGAGCCACCGCGUUAUGUAGAACGGACCACAAAAUGGGGCCACGCUAUGCAGAAAAGGACAGCGCAGUUUUGUAAUUUUGUCAACUACACAUUUUAAACCAAAUUAUUAACGAGUUGAAACCUAAAAAUUAAGUAGAAUUACACUUAUAACAGUUAAACGCUUGUGUCAUGAAAAUGUUUAGUGUGUCACAGAAUAUAAAUACUUUCUGUGCUCCCAUACGUAAUUCAUUUUGAUUGACUCUUCUCAUUAGCUUCAAUGCAAACAGGAAGUUAGAGACAAAAUGUGGAAGAGAGGGGUGCUGAAAAGGGGCGGGGCUGAAUAAGAUGAAUGUUGUUAGAAUUAUGCUUAAAACCAGAAAAAAACAGUUUGCCAAUGUGGUAAGAAAUAUGAACUUAAUUCAAGAUAUAUUCUUUGAAAAUAAACUCAGAAGUACGUUUGUCUUGUUUAAAGAAUGUUUAGAUAUUUUUACUUGGGAAGACAAAACACUUAAAAACUAUUUUUUUAUAGUGUAAAGUUUUUUGUUAUGUUUGUACGUUUUAAUAGAGACUGUAUAGAAGCAUUUCAUGUCAUAUCUUCCCUCUGGCCUCUUUGUAUGCUCAUCUGUUGUACAUACAUUUACAUAUAUAUAUAUAUACAUAUAUGUACAUAUAUAUGACGUGUAAAUCUAUACACACAAAAUGUGUGUUUAAAGAUAUGUAAUAUAUUAAACUCUGAUUUAUGUGUAUUUAAAAUAUGUAUGAGAACAUUUUAUAUUCUUUAUGAUAGAUGUUUGUAUGGGUGUUGUAUAGAUCUUUUAUAUAGAUAUAUAAAUGUUUUUAUUUUUAUUUUAGACUCGUGGGAGCAGAUGCUGUCUUAAUUGUAGGAUAUAAAUUGAGUACUUAGUUUAUUUGCGGUGUCCCGUUUCUCAAACUGCUGCUAAAAGUGCACAGAAUGUCAUAGAUUACAUGUUCUAUCGGUGAAACAUGUUUAACUUUAAGGACAAUCAGUCCAAAUUGUACAAGAUAACCGAAUAUAGAGUCUCUAAAAGCAGUUGAAAAUGUAAUUAGACUGGGGAAUUCGUCUGUGAAUGAAUGCUUUUACUUGAUUUGAAUUUCUGUUCUGUGAAUUAGUUGUCCAUUUAUAAUAAUAUAACCUAACACUACAUAAGAGCAAGAUACAAAACAAUAGCUCUUUGAAUGUAUAUAUCUCAGCCACUGCCAAAAUUUUGUGCUGAAUCAAGGUGUACUUUUAAACUUGAGGUUGUCUUAAAGGUAUAGUUCACUUAAAAAUGUUUCUGUCACCAUUACCUCACGUUGUUCCAAACCCGUUUAACUUUCUUUCUUCCAUGAAACACAAAAGGAUUAGGCAAAAUGACAUCCUCAGUCACCAUUUACUUUCAUUGUAUGGAAAAAUGACGCAUUGAAAGUGAAUGGUGACUGAGAGUAAAAGUCUACCUAACAUCUCCUUUUGUGUUCCACGGAAGAAACAAAGUCAUACGGGUUUGGAACAACAUGAAAAUGAGUACAUUAUUCACUUAUUAGUGACUAUCCCUUUAAUACCAAUUACUUUUUUGGUAUCCACAAUCACUAUUUAUUCUCAGCACCUUGUUCUAAAUCAUAACUUUUAGUUGAGUUAUGUUUGAUGGUGUUUUUGUCUUUUAUUACACUACAGUAUGCAAACUUUGGCCUUUAAUCAAAAACAUUUUUUUUAAAUUUUUUUUUAAAAGAAGUAAGGAUAUGUAUAAUUAAUGUGAUACAAAUUUACAACAAUAUCAAUUAAAUUAAUCCUUAAUAUGUUCUUCCCCUUUAAUUUAGCUUUUAUGGAGCUUUUUAUUUAAACCAAAGUUCCUCCUCUGUAUGUUUGCUCCUAUGUAGCACACCCCACUCUUAAUUGCGUCUUUCCUUGUGCUUGUAUCCUAAAGUCGCUAAAAAGCCAAAUGUGAUUAGCCAUUUUUGUAUUGGCCAAUAACGUCAUGUAACAUUCCACUGAGUCGUCAAUGAAAUAUUUCACCCAAAAACGUACAAUUCUGUAAUGAUUUUAAUUUAAAUAUUUAGGGUGAACUAUGCCUUUAAAUCACUUGAAGCUCUAAUAAAAGAAACAUACAAAUCCUGCCUUAUAAAUGAACGUUUUGGUAAAAAAUGUGAAACAAUGUGUUCUUUUGGUUUAUUUUAUCCAGUGUUCCACUUAAAGGUAUAGUUUACCUAUAAAUGAAAGUUAUGUCAUCAUUUACUCACCCUCAUGUUGUUCCGAACUGUUAUGAGUUUCUUCUUUGGUACAAAUAAAAGAGAUAUUUUGUGUACAAUGGAAAAGAGCAGAGUCAUCCUUUUGUUUUCCACCAAAGAAAGAAAGUCAUAAGCUCUUGAAUGACAUAAGGGUGAGUAAAUGAUUACAAAACUUUCAUUUUUGGGUAAACUAUCCCUUUAAGUCAGCUGUUUGCUGUAGCAUUUUGAUUCAGCAUUUUUCAUUUUAAAGAGUUGAGCUCAACAACAGUUGUGAAAGUACUUUGGUUCUAUUGUUCAUUGUUCGUGAUGUUUUCAUUUGUCCUGUAUUCUAUCUGAGAAUGCUAUUAUUUUGUUUUCUUUUUGGGAUACAUGAGUACUAUUGAGGACACAUAUGUGCAUGAGAGAUGCCAUUCACGGUGGUUGUUCUGUUUUAUAGAAUGUCUUGCUGCUGUUCGGUCGACUUGUUCUAUGUUUGUGCAAAAAAGUUAUUAUUAAUAAAUUAUACAUAAACAAAAUAUUUACUAUGUCUAAAGGGGAUAGACUUUAUCUUGUUCUUA